Molecule: messenger RNA, 2067 nt
Organism: Oryzias melastigma (Indian medaka)
Lineage: Eukaryota; Metazoa; Chordata; Actinopteri; Beloniformes; Adrianichthyidae
Gene: ik
Product: IK cytokine
Exons: 20
Coding region: 207-1799 (530 amino acids)
Biological process (GO): mRNA splicing, via spliceosome
Cellular component (GO): nucleus
Source: RefSeq, a predicted model, not a curated record
GUCCGGCAGGGGGCGAUAGAGGACCCACUGUAAACCUAUAGCCGUUUCCAAACCAGAGAGACGCAGCAACUCUGCGGAAACGUUGUGGAAAAACGAGGACAAAAGUCCGCUGAACAAGAAACAGCGGACUUUACGGAUUACUUCGACAGAACCGGGCCGGACCAGAGUCCCGUCUGCCUGUAGGACAUAAGCAGCUGCCCGUAAAGAUGCCUGAGACUGAGAGUUACUCCAACCCCCUGGCCCCUGAGGGUCAUGAAGUGGACGACCAUAGAGCUGCUGCUCAGUCCAAACUGACCAAUGAUGACUUCAGAAAGUUGCUCAUGACGCCACGGACUGCACCUGCAACAGCCCCACCCACCAAGUCCAGACACCAUGAGAUGCCCAAAGACUACAACGAAGACGAGGACCCUGCAGCCCGAAGGAGGAAGAAGAAGAGCUACUAUGCCAAGCUGCGACAGCAGGAGAUGGAGCGAGAGCGCGAGCUGGCUGAGAAGUACCGCGACCGAGCGCGAGAGAGGCGGGACGGGGUCAACAAGGACUAUGAGGAGACGGAGCUGAUUAGCACCACUGCUAACUAUCGAGCUGUUGGACCCACCGCCGAGGCUGACAAAUCUGCAGCAGAGAAGCGUCGACAGCUCAUCCAGGAGUCUAAGUUCUUGGGAGGUGACAUGGAGCACACUCACUUGGUGAAAGGUCUGGACUUCGCUCUGCUGCAGAAGGUGAGAGCAGAAAUCACCAGCAAGGAGAAGGAAGAAGAAGACAUGAUGGAGAAAGUUCAGAAGGAGGCCAAGAAGGAUGUGGAGCCGGAGGAGAAGAUGGAGUUUAAGACCCGUCUUGGCAGGAACAUCUACCGGGUCGUGUUCCGAUCCGGGGCUUUGGAAAGAAACGAGCUCUUCCUUCCCGGCAGGAUGGCGUAUGUGAUCGAUCUGGACGACGAGUUUACCGACACCGACAUUCCCACCACUCUGAUCCGCAGUAAAGCCGACUGUCCCAGCAUGGAGGCACAGACAACCCUCACCACCAACGACAUCGUGAUCUCAAAACUGACCCAGAUCCUGUCCUACCUGAGGCAGGGAACGCGGCACAAGAAGAUCAAGAAGAAGGACAAAGGUAAACUGGAUGAUAAGCGAGCUCCAGAGGCUGACAUCAGCAUCUUUGAUGACAUCGGAGACUACAUCCCAGCCGCCGUCCCCAAACCCCCCAAGGAGAAAGAGCGCCACAGGGAGCGGGAUGAUGAUGCUAAGAGGAGGCACAGCUAUUUUGAGAAACCCAAAGGAGACGAGCACCAGGUGAUGGAGGUGGAUACAGGUCCUGGAUCAGUGCAGGACCACAUCAAGAUGAUCAACAAGAACUUUGGAGGAGCUGCAGGCAGCCAGUGGCAGGGCCAGGAGCCAGGAUCUCAGAGAAGAGACUCCAGCAAAGAGCAGCUAGGAGAUUUCUUUGGUGGAUCCAACUCGUACGCAGAGUGUUACCCCGCAACGAUGGAUGAUCUCGCCGUUGACAGUGAUGAAGAAGUGGAUUACAGCAAGAUGGACCAGGGGAACAAGAAAGGUCCUCUGGGCCGCUGGGACUUUGAUACUCAGGAGGAGUACUCUGAUUACAUGAACAACAAAGAGGCUCUGCCAAAGGCUGCCUUCCAGUAUGGCAUCAAGAUGUCUGAGGGCAGGAAGACGCGACGCUUCAAGGAGACCAAUGAGAAGGCAGAGCUGGACCGACAGUGGAAGAAGAUCAGUGCGAUCAUUGAGAAGAGGAAGAAGAUGGAGGCUGACGGCGUGGACGUGAAGAGACCCAAAUACUGAAGAGCUUCGGUUUGGGUCACAUGAUCGUCUGAGCUCGUCUGGUGUAAAGUCAGUGUUGUAAACAGACGUGGAUUUUGUUGUGGAUUUUUUUGUUGAAUUUUUAGUGUGUCUGUAUUUUAGUAAAACAUUAAAAUCUCAGAUUGAACCUGUUUACUCAUCAACACCCCCCCACCCCGAGCUGCUUCAAGUUGACUUUGUGUAGGAAGUUGAGCUUUUCUUUAUUGUGGACUCUAUUUCAAAACCUAUAAAAGUUGACAUUGUGAGCGUA